Messenger RNA from Nothoprocta perdicaria, 1861 nucleotides. It is a transcript of the gene HIBCH, whose product is annotated as 3-hydroxyisobutyryl-CoA hydrolase. Gene Ontology annotation, biological process: L-valine catabolic process. Gene Ontology annotation, cellular component: mitochondrion. The record is from RefSeq and is a predicted model, not a curated record. Bases 63 to 1142 code for a protein of 359 amino acids. NCBI's taxonomy places the organism in Eukaryota, Metazoa, Chordata, Aves, Tinamiformes, Tinamidae. Gene Ontology annotation, molecular function: 3-hydroxyisobutyryl-CoA hydrolase activity. The transcript is spliced from 13 exons.
GUUUCAGGCUGCAGCCCCUCAGCAGAGUGCAGGUGAUACUGCAGCACGUGGUGAGGAGGAAAAUGUGUAAGCAUACGGACUCUACGGCUGAAGUGGUGUUGGAAAAGAGAGGAGGAGCGGGAAUAAUAACUUUGAAUAGACCCAAGGCUCUCAAUGCAUUAAAUCUUUCAAUGAUCCGACAAAUUUAUCCACAAAUAAAGGCAUGGGAGCAAGAUCCUGAAACUUUUCUAAUAAUUAUUAAGGGAACUGGAGGAAAAGCUUUUUGUGCUGGGGGUGACAUCAGAGCCAUGGCAGAUGCAGGAAAACUUGGAGAUAGCCUGGCACGAGAUUUCUUCAGAGAAGAAUAUACCUUGAACAAUGCCAUUGGCACUUGCAAGAAGCUGUAUGUGGCACUUAUUGAUGGCAUUACGAUGGGAGGGGGAGUUGGCCUCUCAGUUCAUGGACAUUUCCGUGUUGCUACAGAAAAGACAGUCUUUGCAAUGCCAGAAACAGCAAUAGGCCUUUUCCCUGAUGUGGGCGGAGGCUAUUUCUUGCCAAGACUUGCAGGAAAGAUCGGCUAUUACCUUGCGCUAACAGGAUUUCGGCUAAAAGGAAGAGAUGUGCAAAAAGCAGGCAUCGCUACCCAUUUUGUAGAAUCAGAAAAGCUACCUGCCUUAGAGGAAGACUUGAUUGCACUUAAAUCUCCUACAAAAGAAAAUAUUGCAGACUUACUGAACUCUUACCAUGUGAAGAACAAAAUUGAUCGAGAAAAGGAGUUUGUACUUGACGAACACAUGGAGAAGAUUAACAGUCUUUUUUCAGGAGCUACCAUGGAAGAAAUAGUUGAAAAAUUAAAACAAGAUGGUUCUGCUUUUGCCAUUAAGCAGCUAGAGACUCUUCAGAAGAUGUCUCCAACGUCCUUGAAGCUGGCACUGAGGCAUCUGAGAGCAGGUGCUUCCAUGAGCCUGCAGGACGUCCUGACCRCGGAGUACCGGCUGAGCCAGGCCUGCAUGAGAGGUCAUGAUUUCUACGAAGGUGUUCGAGCAGUGCUCAUUGACAGAGACCAGGCCCCGAGAUGGAAACCCGCUGCGUUGGAGGAGGUCAGCGACGAAUUUCUGGACGAUUGCUUUAAACCUCUGGGAGACAACGAUCUCAAGCUGUAAAGACCGAGCCUAAAGACUGUGUUUAUACAUGGGCUUGAUUUUAGGGCAUGCAAAUUAAUAGUAAUGUGUUGUGGCUCUUUUCUUAGCCUCUCUUCAGUUCAUAGGUCUCUCUGUGUUCAAGACCAUUCUCUUGUUUGCGCUUCCAUAAAGACAAAAUAAUCAUGACUGGUUAAAUGGGAAAAAACCCUUCAAGGAGGAUUAUUUUUACUGAAAAAAUUUAGUAUACUAUUGAAUUCUUGGCAUUCACUCUGAUUUAAGGAGCAACCUUUGAAGGGAGCAGCAUGGCUAAMGGGGAGCUCUUGCUAUUCUUGGCCCUGUCACUGAUUUUURAAUGAAAUGAAUAGGAAAUGUACUUGAGACUGUGAAACAGAGCUAUGAAGGAAGACACAAGACAUUUUAAUAAUGUCUAAAUUCAUGGUGUUAAGCGAUAUUUUAAAUAAAAGGUCAAGCUGACACAAUCCUAACAGCAAAAACCUAUUGAUUUAAUACUUAGUCUUGCUGUAACACUGAUGUAGACACCGAUGUAGACCGUGAUUCAAAUACCAUAACAGCAGAGCCUAUACAUGGCUUGACUUGGCAGCCCAGAUUUUGAAAAUGCCACUAAGUUUGAUUGAACUUUAUAAUGAUUUUUUUCUGAAAAAUGUCUUGUGGGUUUUCCUGUCUCAUAGCGGUGAAGAAGUAACGGUCUGGGAGCUCCGUGUGGCUGCUCAGAGCUGCCC